Molecule: messenger RNA, 685 nt
Organism: Cryptomeria japonica (Japanese cedar)
Lineage: Eukaryota; Viridiplantae; Streptophyta; Pinopsida; Cupressales; Cupressaceae
Product: heavy metal-associated isoprenylated plant protein 39-like
Exons: 3
Coding region: 139-522 (127 amino acids)
Molecular function (GO): metal ion binding
Source: RefSeq, a predicted model, not a curated record
CUUUCGCCUCUUUAUAAGCUCCAUUAGGCCUCCCCAUUCCCUGCAUUCUCAUUUGUCUGCAUCGCAUUCCACUUUAAAUUCCUUACAUUCUGCUAAAGAUUCUCAUCGCUUAAAGUUUUUAAAGUUUUCAAUCGUUCCAUGGCAGCGAAGAAAAUAGUGCUAAAAUUGGCCAUAGAGGAUGAAAGCAGCAAGAAAAAGGCUCUUAAGAGGGUUGCAGGUGUCCAAGGGGUGGAUUCAGUGACGGUGGACAUGAAGGAAAACAAGAUCACUGUGAUAGGGGAUGUGGAUCCCGUCUGUUUGGCCUCGAAACUCAGGAAAUUUGGCUUCACAGAUUUGCUGAGCGUGGGUCCUGCGAAAGAGGAGAAAAAGGAGGAGAAGAAACCUCAAGGUGAAGCAAAGAAGGAGAACAAAGCAGAACCUCCAAAAGUUGAAGUUGUAUAUGUGCCCUUGAGCUACGAUUACAGACCGUAUGAAUACACUGUUGUGAGAGAGGAAUAUUCUAAUACUUGCGUUAUCUGUUGAGUGUGCUAAUAAACAGCCAUCGUUUGUAAACUAAAGCGAUUUUAUUAGAGUGCAGGCCUCUGCUCCAGAGCAGGGCAGGACAGGGCAUGAAAUAGGGUUUUUAAGAUUUCGGGCAACCUGGAUUUGUACCGAAAUGCGAAUGAGCUUUUUUAUUUUCCUUUCA